This is a messenger RNA of Otolemur garnettii (small-eared galago), 1578 nucleotides long. It is a transcript of the gene HOMER3, whose product is annotated as homer scaffolding protein 3. Bases 255 to 1334 code for a protein of 359 amino acids. Gene Ontology annotation, cellular component: postsynaptic density; cytoplasm; plasma membrane. Gene Ontology annotation, molecular function: G protein-coupled glutamate receptor binding. The record is from RefSeq and is a predicted model, not a curated record. NCBI's taxonomy places the organism in Eukaryota, Metazoa, Chordata, Mammalia, Primates, Galagidae. Gene Ontology annotation, biological process: G protein-coupled glutamate receptor signaling pathway; regulation of store-operated calcium entry. The transcript has 10 exons.
GGACCGGCCGCGAUGGGACCGGAGGCGGCGCGGGCGGUGGCGGCGGCGCAGACAAAGGCGCGGGAGGCGCGGAGGGCUCGGGCCGGGGAUCCAGGGAGCGAGCGGGGCGCCCGGCUGCGCGGAGUCAGCGCCGCGGGUCUGCACCCGACUCGUGCCCGGACACUCACCGGGCGCCGACCUGGCAGGAGGCCAAACCAGCAGCUUCUGCCACCCCUCUGGCUGCCCCUUAGAGCCCACCCAGCCCAGCUUGACCAAUGUCCACAGCCAGGGAGCAGCCCAUCUUCAGCACACGAGCACACGUGUUCCAAAUCGACCCAACCACCAAGCGGAACUGGAUCCCAGCGGGCAAGCAUGCGCUCACUGUCUCGUAUUUCUACGAUGCCACCCGCAAUGUCUACCGCAUCAUCAGCAUUGGGGGUGCCAAGGCCAUCAUCAAUAGCACUGUCACCCCCAACAUGACCUUUACCAAAACCUCCCAGAAGUUCGGGCAGUGGGCUGACAGUCGUGCCAACACCGUCUACGGCCUUGGCUUUGCCUCUGAGCAGCAUUUGACACAGUUUGCUGAGAAAUUCCAGGAAGUGAAGGAAGCAGCUAGACUGGCACGGGAGAAAUCUCAGGAUGGGGGAGAGCUCACCAGUCCUGCCCUGGGGCUUGCCUCCCACCAGGUGCCUCCGAGCCCCCUUGUCAGUGCCAACGGCCCCGGCGAGGAGAAACUGUUCCGCAGCCAGAGUGCAGACGCCCCGGGCCCCACAGAGAGAGAGCGGCUCAAGAAGAUGCUGUCGGAAGGCUCCGUGGGAGAGGUACAGUGGGAGGCUGAGUUCUUCGCGCUGCAGGACAGCAACAAUAAGCUGGCGGGCGCGCUGCGGGAGGCCAACGCCGCCGCAGCCCAGUGGAGGCAGCAGCUGGAGGCCCAGCGCGCAGAGGCUGAGCGGCUGCGGCAGCGGGUGGCCGAAUUGGAGGCCCAGGCAGCUGCAGAGGCCCCCCAGGGCAGCGAGAAGGAAGCACCCAGCCAGUCGUUGGAGCAGCUAGAGGUGCUAGUGCAGACCAAGGACCAGGAGAUUCAGACCUUGAGGAAUCAGACAAGUGGACCCCGAGAUGCUCCAGACACCACUGAGCGUGAGGAGACGCAACAGAAGGUGCAGGACCUGGAGACCCGCAACGCAGAGCUGGAACACCAGUUGCGGGUGACAGAGCGUAGCCUGGAGGAAGCACGGGCAGAGCGGGAACGGGCACGGGCUGAGGUGGGCAGAGCAGCACAGCUGCUGGACGUCAGGCUUUUUGAGCUGAGCGAGCUUCGUGAGGGGCUAGCUCGACUGGCUGAAUCUACACCCUGAUCCCAGCUGCCCAAGUCUGAGCAGGAGCCAGCACCCUCAGGGCUGCUUUUACACGAACGAUUCUGCCCACAGCAUAGGCUGGGCUAUAGAUGGCAUAGUUGGGCCCAUUUGCCCUGGCAGGGACUAAGGGUCUGGGGCAGGCCUGGCCAUUUACAGCUUGGAGGCUGUUUUUGAACUAUCCAUUGUGUAGAAUUUCUAGAUCUCUGGGAUGUGUGCUGGUGCCCAAAUUACAUUUCUAAGUAUG